This is a messenger RNA of Symbiodinium sp. CCMP2592, 1035 nucleotides long. Lineage: Eukaryota; Dinophyceae; Suessiales; Symbiodiniaceae. The record is from the annotation of a GenBank genome assembly.
AUGCCGGAUAUCACGGUGCGACCUUCGUCCGCCAUGGCCUCUAUCUGCGUAUAUAAACCGUCAGGGCAGCUGGUUCUAUCAGUGGACGGGUCCCAGAAGCUUCGUGUGCAGACCUUGAAGCAGCUCGCUGCUCCGGGCUUCCCACGCUUCCGCCUGCGCCUGCAGGACGCAGGCAGCUGCAGCUGCUUGGACUUGGACGAUGACGCAGCAGUUGCAGGCCCUGCUGACUUGCAGUUGGUCAUGGUGCCCUGGAAAGAGAGCUCGCAAGCUGACAUCGUUGCGCUGGUCGAUGCCUCACGUCAUGGCAACGUGACAAGAUUGGUGGAGUUGCUGCGGGCACCACUAAAUCCGAACUGUCACUAUAUGACCGAGAUCUACGAGGAGAUCGUCAUGGUUACACCUCUGCGUAUGGCGCUGCUGGAAGGCCAUCAGGAGGUGGUGAGUGUGGUGAGCUUGCUCCUGGAAGCCCAGGCCGACCCGAACCUCGAGUUCGGCGCUGUUGGCAUGGAAACUACCGCGUUGUGUCUCGCUGCCCAACUUGGCAACCACUUUAUCGUGGAGAUGCUCCUGAACCACAAUGCCGACGCUGCUCAGCCCGGCUACACGGACAAUCGCUUCGAGUCCCCGAUUGCUUUGGCAAGCAGAGGUGGACACGACCGAACGGUCCAAGUGCUGCUGGCGGCUGGGGCGUGCCCGCGCGGACUCAGGCUCUCAGCAACAGGAAGUGACCGUCACGGCCAGGUUCCCGCCGCGUUGCCGGAAGGCUGGGCGCCGCCAACCUUCGGCUGGCAGGCUGAGAGCGCGCAGGGCGGAGAGGGCGCUGAAGCCCAACAGAUUCUGGCGGCCUCGGCGGGCGGCGCAGCCGGCGAGCAAGGGAUCAUGCAUGCUGAAGCCCAACAGAGCCCCGGGCUACGAGUUCUGGCGGCCUCGGCGGGCGGCGCAGCCGGCGAGCAAGGCCCCUCGGCCAUCGGACAGCAGGGCGGAGAGGGCGCUGAAGCCCAACAGAGUCAGGCAUCUUCCUCCUCGAGCAGGUAG